Messenger RNA from Aspergillus tanneri, 435 nucleotides. RefSeq lists its product as uncharacterized. Gene Ontology annotation, molecular function: catalytic activity. The transcript has 2 exons. Lineage: Eukaryota; Fungi; Ascomycota; Eurotiomycetes; Eurotiales; Aspergillaceae. The record is from RefSeq and is a predicted model, not a curated record. Gene Ontology annotation, biological process: nucleoside metabolic process. The coding region runs from base 1 to 435 and encodes 144 amino acids.
AUGGGUGUCCCUGAUACAGCCAGUCCCGGUGUGGUGCAAUAUGACUGUGGCAGACGUCUCCGAGGUCGGGAGUUAAAGCAAAUGGGAUAUCUGGAUGCGCAGCCAGAUCCCCCGUUAAGCGUCAUCCGUCAAAUAAGGAGGGUAUACAAUGACCUUACUGGGGAGGAUCGAGUGGUUGUACAUGUGAAGCGAAUGGACUCUCAGGAAGAAUGCGUGCCAGAGUGUCUGGGUAGCGAGAUAGCGGAAGGUGCAGACCGGGGGACUUCAGAUUGUAGUCUGUUACGGAACGAUCGCAUCUGGGAACUUGCGGUGAUCAAAGAUGCGAUGAUAAGAGAUCGGUAUGCCAAUGAUCCUGCUAACAAUGCCUUGUGUUUUGAGAUGGAAGCUGCCCGCGUUGUUGGUGAAACCCUGUCUGAUCAGAAAGGGGUUCAGUGA